Laetiporus sulphureus 93-53 is the source of this 3431-nucleotide messenger RNA. RefSeq names its product ABC transporter. The transcript is spliced from 11 exons. Lineage: Eukaryota; Fungi; Basidiomycota; Agaricomycetes; Polyporales; Laetiporaceae. The coding region runs from base 406 to 3303 and encodes 965 amino acids. The record is from RefSeq and is a predicted model, not a curated record. Gene Ontology annotation, molecular function: ABC-type transporter activity; ATP hydrolysis activity; ATP binding. Gene Ontology annotation, cellular component: membrane.
AUGUUGUCGACGCCCCUAGGGCUUGUCAUCCAGGCAUCCAGGCUCCAUUUUCUUUGGUGGAUGUCGGAGACAUAGGGGAAUCUGUAGAUUCAAAUUCUUCAGUACCUUGGCCGUACUCAACACCCAGUAUCAUAUGUCACCGCUGCUCGGUGCGUUGCUUGACUUCAAAUUCUCAUGCACCAUGCUUCCUUUCUUUGUUCAACGUGCAGACACGGCGAAGACUCACGUAACGCCACUGAGCACAUUUGGAUCUCCUCGACCUCGCGAUGGUCACGUGUGCGGAGCGCGUUCAGAGUCCGCGCGGAUACGGUAUAGUGGGCGUUAUAAGAAUGUGCUCUAAUUCAAGGUGGUGCGAGCGGAAAGCCCCCUUCCGCGUCUUUCCUGCUUCACGCAUAUGACCGCGCGAUGGUCUCCUGCGGCAACUAUGGGAUCGUGAACGGCUCGUCGUGCGGCUGCCCGACGGGAUUUGGCAGCUCUGACUGCUCGGAGCCUGCCUGUGGUGGCACGAUAUUCGACGGCGCGAGCCGCUCGCUGGCGUCAGCGUCAUCUGGUGGUUUUCCGAACAUCACGGGGUGUAACUGUGAGAGCGGCUGGUCGGGGACUGGGUGCAACGUUUGCAGGACGGCGAGCGCGUGUCAGUCUGGGUACUCGAAAGCGGGAUACAGCUCGAGUGUGAGCUCGUCGAGCCUCUCGGGCGCGGAGAACGACACGCUGGUGUGCAAUGUUGACCCGAGGGUAUAUGCGGCAGGGGUGAUGAGCUGUGCGGUUGAUAACCCCACGCUGCAAGCAAUCUAUCCCCUAUCUUCGACCAUCAAUAUUCUCCGCACGCUGAACCCCUCGCUCACUCCUGUGCCAAAUGUGACUGGAUUUGGCUCGGCUGGGUCGAUAUAUGCGCAGCUUUUCUACGCCGGUGUUGAACAGUUCUACUGCAAUGCUGACUCGUGCAUUCAAGAUGCAGGGAACUCGACGGACAGCGACUCGGACUGGACAUGCGAGAGCCUGCGGUGUACUUGCAUCCCGAAUACUACAUUCUGUGGAGGCGUGUCUACGACAAACCUCACGUCGAUCAUCGACGACUUGUCGGGCACGCUCACCAUUUCUUGCGAUGCACCGUCCUCAGGGAACAACACCGCUACGUGCGCAUUCAAGCAGGCGACUAUCGAGUCUGUGUUCGGCUCCAACGGCCUCACCCUCACAGGAUGCGAAUUUGGUGAAUGCGUCAGCCAAUACGUGAUUGACGACAUCUCAAACAACUCCACGAGUACAUCCGGCUCUUCUGAUAGUAAAAAAUCGCUCAGCGGAGGCGUCAUCGCGGGGUUAGCCGUCGUGGGCGGACUUAUCCUCCUCGCGCUGCUGUUCCUGGCAUAUGGAUGGUUCUGCCAACGGCGUGCACGCAAAACUGGACCUCACGCUUCCGGCAAGAAUGGCGGCGUUGCCGUCAGCUGGUCCGAUGUCAGCUACUUCGUCCCAGGUAGCGGUGAUUAUUCCUGGUCCUCCCUCGUCAGCCCAUUGAAGAGCAGACGGGCUCGUCGAGACCUGAAUGAUCACAGAGUUGUGCUGGAUAAUGUCAGCGGACUCGUCUCGCCAGGUGAGAUGAUGGCUAUCAUGGGUCCAAGUGGUGCCGGUAAGACAACUUUGAUUGAGAUCCUAGCCGGGAAGAGCAAGUCAGGCCAUGUCACUGGUUCUGUCUCCUUCUCGCCUUCUACGCCCAGAUCUGAGAGCUCUUCUUCCAUACCGUCGCGCAUCGGCUUUGUGCCGCAGCAGGACAUCCUCCCGCCCAUGCUCACCGUGCACGAAGCGAUACUCUUCGCCGCACGCCUGCGCCUCCCGGAAAGUAUUCCAGACUCAGAGAAGAUCGUCCGAGUCGAUGCCGUGCUCUCGCAGCUGGGCAUUUCGCACGUCCGCGACAUUCGCAUUGGCGAUGGGGAGAAACGUGGGAUUAGCGGCGGAGAGAUGCGCAGGGUCAGCAUUGGACUGGAGCUUGUCGCGCGGCCGGACGUGUUGAUCCUGGAUGAGCCGACGAGUGGGCUCGAUUCUGUGUCGGCGAAGAAGGUGGCGGAAGUCUUGAGUACAUUGGCUCACGAUGCGGAGAAUCCUACUGCAGUAAUUGCGUCGAUUCACCAGCCUAGCUCUCAGCUCUUCCAGACAUUCGACAAGAUCCUUCUUCUAUCGCACGGCCGCGCGCUCUACUCCGGUCCAGGCGGCCUUAUACCAUCCCAAUAUUUCUCUGCGCAUGGCAUUCCAUACACCGCAGGCUAUAAUGUCGCUGACUACCUCCUUGAUGUCGCGAGCGACCCUUCCAUCGGGCUGUUUCAGACGUCGAAGAACGAUAAGACGAGCACUGGCGAGAAUGCGGAGAAGCUGUCGAGUAAUGAGAUAGUCGUUCUCGGUGGCGGCGACGAGGCACAGAAGGGCGUAGGAAGCUCGUGGCGGAGCAGAUAUUUCGGCCAGAAGUAUGCGACAACGUUCUUAACGCAGUUUGAGGUGUUGUCUGGCAGAGAGUGGAAGAUUUUGAGAAGGGAUAAGACGUUAUUCCUUACGCAUACUGGUGUAGCGUGCAUCCUUGGCGUGUUUGUUGGCGGUAUGUAUUACAAGACAGGAAUCACCAUUGCUGGCUUUCAGUCUCGCGUGGGAUGUUUGUUUUUCUUGGGUGCCCUCAUUGCAUUCUCGACUCUGAGCGCAUUGUACAACAUUGUCGAGAUUCGCCCGCUUUUCCUAAGAGAACGAUCUGCUUCAUACUAUAGUCCGACUGCAUGGCUUAUGUCGCGGUUCAUUUUCGACGUUAUACCGCUACGUGUGUUGCCUACCAUCAUUGUGUCGACUGUGGCAUAUUGGAUGGUCGGAUUGGCCCCUGAUGCGGCGCACUUCUUCAAGUUCCUAUUCAUCCUCGUUUUGUACACGCUCGUGAUGACGCUCUUUAAUUUCCUUCUUGCCUGUGUCUUCCGCAACGGCGGUAUUGCGAUCCUGCUUAGUGCCCUGCUCGCACUCUAUCAGAUGACAUACGCAGGCUUCUUCGUUCACCUGGAUACUAUCCCUCCCGUACUCCGAUGGCUUCAAUGGCUCUGUCCGCUCAAGUACAACCUCGAAGCACUGUCGGUGAAUGAGGUCGGAUCUGGUCUCAUGAUUGAAGACUCACUGGAAGGUGUUCCUGUGGACAUAUCGGCGAGUUUGAUCAUGGAAGACCUAUUCGGCUUCGGCGAGAACAACUAUUAUCGCGAUGUACUUGUGUUGUUUGCUUUCAUUGCUGGAUUCGGUGUGAUGGUAAUCGGCGCUGUGUGGAUAAAGGUUAGGGAGAGACGAUGAUUUUGUAUUCACGGACGGCUUGUUGUAAGGACCUCAUCAGCUUUUAUGUAUUUCUUGUAGCUAUUGGCUCCAUGUGCUCAGCAGUGAUAUUGUUGCACGAUGCAGGCCUGCGGUUGGACAUCCUGAAC